This is a messenger RNA of Drosophila teissieri, 1638 nucleotides long. RefSeq names its product synaptic vesicle glycoprotein 2C. Gene Ontology annotation, biological process: transmembrane transport. Gene Ontology annotation, molecular function: transmembrane transporter activity. The record is from RefSeq and is a predicted model, not a curated record. The transcript has 9 exons. Gene Ontology annotation, cellular component: membrane. The coding region runs from base 29 to 1549 and encodes 506 amino acids. Lineage: Eukaryota; Metazoa; Arthropoda; Insecta; Diptera; Drosophilidae.
AGUCGCCAGCAAUCUCAGGUAUGUCAAGAUGCACAGCUCACUGGAGAGCAAUACCCUCGGUCCCAAUGUCUGGGACUACGACAUGGUACUGGAGAAGAUAGGCUAUGGCAAAACGCAGUGGGUGCUGCUGCUCGUCAGCGGACUGCUGACAAUCACAUCCGUUGCAGCCCAACAAGCCAUGAGUAUCAUUGUCAUCGCCUCGCAGUGCGAGUUCGAAACCACACAGGCGGAGAAGGGCGUGAUGAUGGCGGCUAGUGUUACAGGUAUCUUCCUAUCGACCUACAUAUGGGGUUACAUCAGCGAUGAUAUAGGGCGCCGCAGGGUUCUACUUUAUGGCAACUUCGCUAGCAAUGCCCUGCAGUUCGUGCUAAUGUUCGUCACCAGCGUGUGGCUAUUUAACAUUAUAAACCUUCUCGUUGGAAUUAGUGUCGGCGCGGUGUCAGCAGCACUCUAUGCAUAUCUAAGUGAAUUCAAUAUACCACGACAUCGCGCCGUGGCGAUUAACUAUUCGACAAUGUUUGUCAGUGUUACGGCAAUAUAUGUUCCAGCAACUGCUUGGUUGGUUCUCUCCUCGAACUGGGCCAUCACCAUCGGAGAUUUUGUGUUUCGGCCAUGGCGUUUGCUGUUGCUAGUUAGCCUGCUACCAGGAUUUAUUGGCGGCUUGAUAUUACUUUAUUAUCCCGAAAGCCCCAAGUUCCUGCUGUCCCAAGAAAAGAACAGCGAAGCAAUUGAAGCCGUGGCUUGGAUCAGUAAAUUCAACAGGGGAAAAUCCAUACAUCAAGUUCUGAACUGCGAUGAAUUUACACUGAAGUCCGAGGAUCCAGUUGGCGAAAACUUGUUGGCCGAAAGUCAAGGAUGUGGUAUAUUAUCCAAAAUAUGCAGAGCUACCAUUCCACUUUUCCAUAAACCCCAUGGAUUUAAUUUUAUUCUGUGUAACUUGGCUCUUUUCGGAAUGUUUUUCGGUUCAAAUGGAAUGCAGCUUUGGUUUCCCGAAAUUGUAAAUCGUUCAUCGGGUGCCGAAAAUAAUUCUUCUACAGUAUGCGAAAUUCUUAGCGUACCCGUAGAACAACCCAACGUAACAGAAACUUUGGACUGCACCGAUCCUAUUAGUAGCAAAACCUAUAUAGACAACCUCGUUGUAGGUUUCGCAUUUCUGAUUGGAUUCUCAAUUCAAGGACUGAUACUCAAUCCUUUGGGUCGCAAAAACGUACUUUUAGCUGCCCUAGGCGUUGCAACAUUAAGUGGAGUCCUUUUGCACUUCAUGGAAAGUCCCACAGGAGUCCUUGUUCUCUUCUGCCUUUACAUACUUCUGCCUGGACUUUCGAUUUCAAUUAUGAUUGGCGCCAUUGUUGAUUUGGUACCUACACAUUUGAGGUCCAAGGCAGUUAGCUUCUGCAUGUCUCUGGGAAGACUUGGGAUCAUUGCAGCUACGAACUUAAUGGGAGUUAUGCUGCAACCUUACUGCAACACAACAUUUGCCAUGUUUACAUGCACUCUAAUUGUGUGCAUUGUUAUCGUUCAUUACCUACCGAUUCGGAACUCAGCUUAAUUGAUUGUUCAUUUUUGUAUUUGUAUAUUUUUCUUCUUUAAUGUUUAUUAUUAAAUUUUUACAUAAAUACUUGAGCUUUUUUAUUAUAA